CGGGAAAACCACACCCUUUCCCCCCGGCCAGGGCAGCGCCCGGGGCGCUCCGGCGGCCGCGGCCCGGGGACCCGGCGGCCUCCUGCCGGGGGCGGGGUAGCGGGAUGCCGCCCCGACCCCUCCCCGCCGCAGCCGCCGCCGCCAUGGCAACCACCCGUCGCCGCGCGCGCGCACCCCCCCUCCGUGCCUCUCCCCCCCCCCUCCCCUCCUCCCCGGUCUGACGGAGCAGAAGGACUGCGCCCCCCUCCCCGCGCCGCUCCCGUCCGCGGACACGCACCCCGGCUCUCCCAGGCCUUUCCAGAUGUUCAGCUGUCCAGUCAGCAAUACUGCACAGCUGCUAUGACGUGAGACCAUAUGUCCAGCAAUCUCAGGGAGCUGUGGAAAAUUUUUGGUCUGCCUGGGUAAAAUUUUGGUCAGAGAAAGACACAUGUCCAGAAAAAAACAGAAGUUUUUAUCUGGGUGAAUGUCAGGGACCCCACCCAUCCUGAGUCAGAGUACAAGGGAAAGGAACUGAUGCUCUUUUUGUGUGAUUUCUGAGGGAAGAUGAAUUUAGCAGAGAUUUGCGAUAAUGCCAAAAAAGGAAGAGAAUAUGCACUCCUUGGGAAUUACGACUCUUCUAUGGUGUAUUACCAGGGUGUCAUCCAGCAAAUCCAGAGACAUUGCCAGUCAAUCAGAGAUCCAGCAAUUAAGGGCAAAUGGCAACAGGUCCGACAAGAAUUAGUUGAAGAAUAUGAACAAGUUAAGAGCAUUGUCAGCACUUUAGAGAGUUUUAAAAUGGACAGACCUGCAGAUAUCCCUGUAUCCUGUCAAGAUGAGCCUUUUAGAGAUCCCGCUGUUUGGCCCCCUCCUGUUCCAGCUGAACACAGCAUGCUUUUGUUGUGGUUACUUGUUGUUAGGGCUCCACCUCAGAUAAAACGUCCCAACCGAGAUGUAAAACCUUUGAGGAAAGAAUCACCAGGCCUGCAGCCCCGUGGGCCUGCAGGCAGAGCACAUGCGGUAUCCAAGAGUGAGAAGUCUUCAGGCAGUCGUGAAAGGGAAUCUAGAGCUAGAGGAAGAGAUGACAAGGGAAAGAAAAUACCCCAAGAAGUUGGUGAUGGGGAAAUACCAAAAUUUGAUGGAGCCGGUUACGACAAAGACUUGGUUGAAGCUCUUGAAAGGGACAUUGUAUCAAGGAAUCCAAGCAUUCACUGGGAUGACAUAGCGGAUUUGGAGGAAGCCAAGAAAUUAUUAAGAGAAGCUGUUGUUCUUCCAAUGUGGAUGCCUGAUUUUUUCAAAGGGAUCAGGAGACCUUGGAAGGGUGUGCUGAUGGUUGGUCCUCCUGGCACUGGCAAAACAAUGCUUGCAAAAGCUGUUGCUACAGAAUGUGGAACAACAUUCUUCAAUGUGUCUUCCUCUACCCUGACAUCUAAAUACAGGGGCGAGUCUGAGAAGCUGGUCCGCCUCUUGUUUGAAAUGGCGAGGUUUUAUGCUCCAACAACAAUCUUCAUUGAUGAGAUAGAUUCCAUCUGCAGCCGCAGAGGCACAUCCGAUGAGCAUGAGGCGAGUCGCAGAGUCAAGUCAGAGCUGCUUGUGCAAAUGGACGGGGUAGGUGGUGCUCUGGAAAAUGAUGACCCUUCCAAGAUGGUUAUGGUAUUAGCAGCUACAAAUUUUCCGUGGGAUAUUGAUGAAGCUCUUCGACGGAGGCUGGAGAAGAGGAUUUAUAUACCUUUGCCCACAGCAAAAGGCAGAGCAGAACUACUUAAGAUUAACCUUCGUGAAGUAGAACUGGAUCCUGAUAUCAGCCUUGAAGAAAUUGCUGAGAAGAUUGAAGGCUAUUCUGGUGCUGACAUCACUAAUGUUUGCAGGGAUGCCUCUUUAAUGGCAAUGAGACGACGUAUUAACGGCUUAACUCCAGAAGAGAUUCGUGCACUUUCUAAAGAGGAGCUUCAGAUGCCGGUUACCAAGGGGGACUUUGAGCUGGCUCUGAAGAAAAUCUCCAAAUCUGUUUCUGCUGCAGACCUGGAGAAGUAUGAAAAAUGGAUGGUGGAGUUUGGAUCUGCUUAAUCUCAGCGACAGCUCUCCUUUGCUAGAGUUCUAUGGCUUUUGUCAUUUUCGUUUGCAAAAUGAGUUAGACAUCUUUUUAAAGGUUUAAUAAAAGGUCUGCCUCUGCCCCCAUCCCACCCCCUUCUGGUGACAAGAUCUUUUAAACUCCAUUUGCCUUUAAAAGGAACAAACACAAUAAUGAGCUGAUAUUGUAAAAGAUAUUUUAUCUCUGAAAUGGUAAAGAAAGACAAACAGGAAGGGAAAAAUUAUAUUUGUGAGGAUAAUUUUUUUAUUUUUCCCAUGAAGAGCAGUGUUACUUAACCUCCUCGUAGUCAUCUUUCGUGGCUGGAAUCAAUAAAUCAGCCAGGGUGUGUGACUCCAGAGGAGCUAACAAGGGCUUCCUGUAACCCCUGCUCUUAAGUGCUUCUUUUCUGUUGAGCUGCUGACUCUGCCCCCCUUGAAUGUGGCAUCGAAGAUACUGUUCUCUCUCUCUCUGCUCGGAUAUUCAGAGCAAAGUCUGUGGAUUAACUGGCAUUACACAGAGCAAAGGAGGAUCAGUUCUCCAUCAAGGCAUGGGCUUGGCUGUCCUCUCACGUACAGCCAUAUGGAAUCGAUGUCACUUCAGACUGCAUUGAUGUACCUGCGAUGACUUUUGAUGGAAAUGAGAGGAAAAGGAAAGGGCCUUUAUUGCUCUCAGUCUGGUUUAUGCUUGAUCUCUGAACAUAGUUUGUACCAGUUUGACCAGUAGACACUUUGACUUAAGUUACGUCUUGCACUUUUAUGCUUAUGUAUCAUCCUAUACUUUGUGUGUGCUGUUUAGAUAUUAUUACUGUUAUUUAAGUACGAAGAGUUUAAUACAGUAAAGACACUAAUAUCAAGGCCAUCUUUAAAACACAAGGCUGUCCUUAAAACAUAUGGCUGUGGACUUCUACUUCUGAUUAGACAUGAACUCUUUCCUAGCUUUACUAGGCAAUGGAAUUUGCACCUGUUUAUGUUGUAGAACUGUUCAUGCUUAAUUUUUUUUAAUGAAGAUUUCUUAAAAAUGUAUAAAUGUUAUUGAUUUAGGGGUAAAUAAUCUGUAUGAUCUCAUUCAUGUUGUUAUCUGUUUCCUCCCUUCCCACGUACAAGUGCAGGGAUGAGACAGGUUGGGUUAUAAACUCUGGCAUGAGAAAUCCUCUCUCUAGAGUAUAACUGUCAUGCUGACUAUAUGAGCUUUUCACAGACUCUGGCUGCGAGUCUGACAUAUGAAGGUUUCCCAUGGUAGGAAUGAGAAGGAGAGGUUAAAUGUAUAGAGGAAUAUGCAAGCUCUCAAAUUUUUUGGUGAUUUUUGUGAGCUAGGCCCGAAGUAUCUUGGUGGAUGUGAGUUGCUCGCCACCAUCAGGUGCUUACCACCACCAGGUUCGGUAGGUAUUCUGCCCUUCAGCUCUCUGCUGAGACUCCUAGUGGCAUAACCAGAUGUGGCAAAUUGGAGUAAGAAAGAGAUAACACCUCCUCUUGAAUGGGAAUUUAACCUUAUUUGCUCCUUUUUGCUAGUUCUUGGAAGUUCCCAAUAAUGUCAGUAAUUCUGCACUCUGGUCUUUUGGGCCAUGACAUGUGAACCACUAAGGCAAAUGCCACUCAAGCUUGUCUACUGUUCAAUAGCAAGGACUGUCAGGAUACAUGCUUGACAGCUCUGCAGCAUCUAUCUGAUUAUGUGAGCAACUUUCAAAGCUGUUUUACCAUUGCUGUUUUGUCUUGUCAGUAUUCCUUUUUUCUUUCUUUGUAUGUGAAGACUACGUCUCAGAUUGAUCCUGUCAUUUUAAAGAGCUGUCCCAAUUUGCAUGGAGGAACACUAUGGAGAUUCUGUCAAUCUUGCAUUUGACAUGAAAAUCAGUUGGGGCUUUAGAAACGUGUUUCCAUUUGGCACUCCAGAAAAAUACCUUCUAGGGCUCCCAGGCUGGUUGAGGCACAGCUGCUGUUGAUAUCUUUUGAAAGACAGAGCAUCUCUCCUGGUCAACGUUAGGUCCUGUUACACUCCUGGACAGGGAGGUUAGUGCAGGAAGAACAUCAGCUUUUACCCCCUUUACCUACAGGCUGAAUAAAAUCUCCAGUUGCUUCUUUCCUGACUGGUUUGCAGUAACUGCACAGUAGAGCCCUUGGGAUUCACCAUACCUACCACUGUCAGACUAAAAGGAACAGUUCUUCUGCAUUGGAAGAUGAACAAGUAGAAGCUGUGUUGACUCUAUAAUUUUUGGAUAAGUUUUUACCAAGGCUAGUCUAUGCCUCCCAGGGAAUAACUGGACUUUAUAUAGAGAAAGCUUUGAAAACGUUGCUACAGUCUGUUAUUUCUUCCUUAUGAAAGCUGUAGGCUGCAGCUGUUACUCUUUUGUUUGUUUGUUUAUUUGUUUUACUGCAGCAGAAAUUAGUAAAGCUACCCAAAUCUGUUGUGGCCAAUGCCAGAUUAGCACUUCAGGGUGCCUCACUGGAGAGGCCACUGCUGCCCAAGGAGCUUAGUCUACACAAGCAAGAUCUAGAAGGGAAUAGACUUGAAUGCCAAUAACUUGCCCUGUUCAGCGGCCCAAGAGCAGUGCUGGGAUUCAGCAGCUGCUGCUUAGAAAGGUUUAUGUACCAGUCUUCUCAGUUUCAUAUUGCAAGCGGCAGUGCUGUUCCUGCUGACAAAAGCACAGCGUUUCGCAAAAAUGAUGUUCCUUAGCUCUUUGAUGAAUGUUCUGUCUUAAGGUGUUUAAUUUUGCUUAACAUCCAAGAGGGAAGUUCACUGUAUUGGGCAUUCCAUCUAGUAGGAAUUAUUCAGGUGCUGUGGUCUUUUUCUGUCAAGGUCAUGAUUUCUACCCCAAAUAUGUUUUUCCUGUACAGGUCUGUUCAUCCUUUACUGCUGCAGAACAGAAAAGUGAAAGUUCCCAGGCUGUAGAUGUUUAUAUGUACGAUGGUUGUGCCCAAGCACAACACCUGUGAGUUGGGCCCCACUAGGUCAGGCACCCCACAAGAUGGAGACCCUUUCUUCCCUGCUGAGACUUUUCAGGAUAGGGAUCUGACCCUGUGUGCUGACCUUCACGUCUUUACCAAGUCACUCUGGUGCAGUCACCUAGGUGGGCUUGGAGCUUGGGUUAUUAACGCAAGAGAGGAGCCAGCAGUGGGGUGCAGCAAGGAGCAACCAGGGAAUGAAGGCUGGGCAAAGAGUGGCAGCAGCUCGAGGCCUUAAGGGUGAGCUUACGGCUCAGCAUAAAUCCAGUUCAUGUCCCACCGGGGGAAACACUUGUGUAGGGAUGUUGGAUUCCUCAGAGAGCAAGCUACGAGCAUAUUGCAGCUGCUGCGACGAUUUGUUCAGCCUGUGUCUGUACAGAGCUACACGUGCACACGCGUGUGUGUGUACGUAUACGCUCACAACAUGUGGCGCUUCAGUAGUUUGUACCUAAAUGACAUAAAAAACAUGUUUUAAAGCUGUGUUUAUGUGUCUCUUUCUAAACAUCUGUGAACGCCUUCUUGGGUGGCACUGUUGAUUUUUGUACAGUAAGCAAUCUGGUUGUAUGAAGUAAUAAACGUACGUGUAGAGUC
This is a messenger RNA of Phalacrocorax carbo (great cormorant), 5574 nucleotides long. The record is from RefSeq and is a predicted model, not a curated record. NCBI's taxonomy places the organism in Eukaryota, Metazoa, Chordata, Aves, Suliformes, Phalacrocoracidae.